Sodiomyces alkalinus F11 is the source of this 1232-nucleotide messenger RNA. Its product is annotated as tricarboxylate carrier. Lineage: Eukaryota; Fungi; Ascomycota; Sordariomycetes; Glomerellales; Plectosphaerellaceae. The transcript has 4 exons. Gene Ontology annotation, biological process: monoatomic ion transport; mitochondrial transmembrane transport. Gene Ontology annotation, molecular function: monoatomic ion transmembrane transporter activity. Gene Ontology annotation, cellular component: mitochondrial inner membrane. The record is from RefSeq and is a predicted model, not a curated record. Bases 80 to 1126 code for a protein of 348 amino acids.
CGUUUCUCCCCCUUGGUCCUGUCAAUUGGGGCGCGGGGUGCGGACACACGACCGGACCCUCGAACGAAACCCGUCUACCAUGUCGGCCUCUCUCCCCGGCAGCCGCCCCCUGCCGGCGUCUCAAUAUGACCUCGAUACGUACUGGGGCCGAGUCCGACAUUCCAUGGGCCUCACAGAUCCUAGAACACUGCUUGUCGACAAGGCGGGUCUGGAGCACUGCAAGCAGCUCCUCAUCGACUAUAAGCAGGGCAAGAUCGGGGAAAUGACGCCGGAGCUAUGGAAGGCGAAGAAGGUGGUCGACUCGACUCUACACCCAGACACCGGCGAGCCGGUCUUCCUUCCGUUCCGCAUGUCGUCCUUUGUUCUCUCCAACCUCAUCGUCACCGCGGGGAUGCUCCAACCAGGACUUGGUACCACAGGCACGGUAUCGUGGCAAGUAGCGAACCAGUCCCUCAACGUAGCCAUCAACUCGGCCAACGCCAACAAGUCCUCCCCGAUGAACUGGGCGCAGAUGGCCCAGUCCUACGCGGUGGCCGUCUCGAUAUCCUGCGGCGUGGCGCUGGGGCUCCGGGGCCUCGUGCCCCGGGUCCGCGGGAUCAGCGCCUCGACGCGCACGAUCCUGACGCGGCUGGUGCCGUUCGCGGCGGUGGCGACGGCGGGCGCGCUCAACGUGGUGCUGAUGCGCGGCGAGGAGAUGCGCACGGGCAUCGACGUGUUCCCCGUGCCGGGAGGGGCGGAGGACGGCGACGGCGACGGGCUGGAGGCGGCGGCCGAGGGCAAGACGGACGGGGACGUGGCCGUGCCCAACAGCCUGGGGCGGAGCAAGGCGGCGGCGAGGCUGGCGGUGGGCGAGACGGCGGCGAGCCGCGUGUUCAACUCGACGCCCAUCAUGGUGCUGCCGCCGCUGGUGCUGGUGAGGUUGCAGCGCACCGAGUGGCUCAAGGCGCGGCCCAGGUUGGUGAUGCCGGUCAACUUGGGGCUCAUCUUGUGUACGAGCGUUGCGGUGCUGCCGCUUGCGUUGGCGGUGUUUCCGCAGAGGCAGACGAUUCACGUCGACAAGCUGGAGCCUGAGUUUCACGGGCGGGGGGGCAAGGGGGGGAUGGUGGUGUUUAACCGGGGGAUGUAGAGGGGCGGUGGUUGAGCAGUGACGUGUUGAAGCAUAGGAUGUGCAUCAUGCGCGUGGCAUAUUGCAAGCAUUACAUGUAAGGUAUAUUGCAUCCCAUAGAAGUCCG